Molecule: messenger RNA, 6547 nt
Organism: Pomacea canaliculata
Lineage: Eukaryota; Metazoa; Mollusca; Gastropoda; Architaenioglossa; Ampullariidae
Product: phosphatidylinositol 4-kinase type 2-alpha-like
Exons: 9
Coding region: 386-1711 (441 amino acids)
Biological process (GO): phosphatidylinositol phosphate biosynthetic process; endosome organization; Golgi organization
Cellular component (GO): plasma membrane; trans-Golgi network; lysosomal membrane
Molecular function (GO): 1-phosphatidylinositol 4-kinase activity
Source: RefSeq, a predicted model, not a curated record
GGGGCUAGGCCUGUGUGCUGUAGGAGGGGGUGGUAGCACCAUCUGUUACACUAGGUGUAGGCUGGCGUGUGCAGCAAUUAGUAUUUGUAAACAAGCGUCGUUGGUGAGCGAGCACCACUGAUGUCUGACUGAUGUCAAAGCGAGCGUUUGAAGACGACACACUGUUAUUUAUCUACUGUGUGGAUAAGCUCAGAGUUUGGUGCGAAUGCCAUGCCACGUAAACUCAGCGCUCAAACUUCUUAUCGUAACUGUACGUAACUAUUGCGACAUUACUACAUCUUUUGCGGUUUUCUGUACGAAACAAAUCAUCGCGUGAAAAGUGAGUGGUUGAGACAUUUCACAAAAUUAUCGACCUUCUUCAUCAGAGAAGCUCAGGAGUAUCGGAAUGGAUGGGGGAAAUUUUUCACGGGACACUACCCGUAUUCUCGAAGGAACUGAUACCGGAUUAACUGUGAAUCCUGCAGAGAGGAGUAAGAAUUCAUCAACCAGGAUUUCGAUCCCAGGGGAGACUGGGACCAAUGUUUAUGAAGUGAUCGGAGGUCUUCCAGACCUUGGCUAUAACCACUUUCCAGAGGAUACUGAAUUUUCUGCCAUUAUCAGAGAGGCAGAGAUGGCGUUAGAUGCUGGACAGAAUCCGUCUCUCAUCCAAAAAGGCACCAGUGGAUGUUACUUUAUUAAAGACAGAGAAGGGAAAAUAAUAGGUGUUUUCAAGCCAAAGGAUGAAGAGCCAUAUGGACAGUUAAACCCCAAGUGGACCAAGUGGAUGCACAAGCUUUGCUGUCCUUGCUGUUUUGGCCGUUCAUGUCUUGUUCCCAACCAAGGCUAUUUAUCUGAAGCAGGAGCAAGCCUAGUGGAUCAGAAGUUGCAGCUAAAUAUAGUCCCCAAAACAAAGGUAGUCAGAUUAGCUAGUGAAACAUUUAACUACAGUGCAAUAGAUAGGGCCAAGGCAAGAACGAAAAAGAACAUUUAUGCCAAGGUUCCAUCAGUAGGUCGCCGCUUUAAUAGAAUUGGGCUUCCACCAAAGGUGGGAUCAUUUCAGCAGUUUGUUGUUGGUUAUAAAGAUGCUGACUUCUGGUUACGACGAUUUGACAAUGAGGCAUUACCAGAAUCAACGGCUAAAAAAUUCCAGCUACUCUUUGAGAGGCUGGUUGUCUUAGAUUACAUUAUUCGUAAUACAGAUAGAGGCAAUGACAAUUGGUUGAUAAAGUAUGAGACUGCAUCAGCGGCUGCUGUUACUCCUGAGACAGAAUCUACACGAGAUGAUGGUGACUGGAGCAUUGUGAGCAAUCCUGAAAUAUCCAUAGCCGCCAUAGACAAUGGUCUAGCCUUUCCAUUCAAGCACCCAGAUGAGUGGAGAGCCUACCCCUACCACUGGGCAUGGCUACCACAGGCCAAGGUACCAUUCUCAACUGAUACUCAGGAGCAGAUUCUGCCCCUUCUGAGCGACAUGAAUUUUGUGCAAGAUAUGUGUGAUGACCUGUAUGAUCUUUUCAAGCACGACAAGGGCUUUGAUCGGCACACCUUUGAGAGGCAGAUGUCAGUGAUGCGAGGACAGAUUUUAAACUUAACCCAGGCAUUGAAGGAUGGGCGGUCUCCAGUUCAGCUGGUCCAGAUGCCUGUUGUGACAGUAGAGCGGAGCCGAAUGCGACAAGAUACGGACAUUUUUACACAAAGUUUUUCUCAUCGGGCACCUUUCUUUUCUUGGUGCUAAUAGUUGCUCUUCUGGUUAAAGACUGCUGUAAACUGGUCCUGGUAUCCAUGCAAAUAGUUUGGAGCAGAGUGAAAUGUGGGACGCUGGUCAGCUCUGUCCAUUAGCUCCUCUGCCUGUUGGCAUCAGACAGCAGAAAAUGCCACCUAAAGAAUUGCACAGCCUAAGCCAUAUCUUCCUGUGAAAGCAAGAAAACAAUCACAUAAUGACGAGAAGAUGAGGUGCUGCUUUUGUAACUCAGUUGCUAAUUGCGUUUCUGUGAGGGCUCCGCAUUAAUCCCAAUUUUGGUUUGGUGGAUGCUGUUAUCUCUGUAUUGCUGGGAACAACAUCUCUUUUUCUGUCAUGCGCUAGUGCAUGUCAGGUGCUUUCAAUAAGCGAAUGGGGAAGAGGAGUUAACAUUGAAUGAAAAAGAAAACCCCUUGAAACAGCCAUUCAUUGCAGACUGGUUUGGGAUAAUUUAUUUUCACUGUAAUUUUGGUUGUAUUUUCCUUUUGACCUAUACCAUUCAUUGAGAAUGUCCAGAGCGAAAUGUUCAAUUGCUCUCCAUGCAGACGAUAUUUUUGAGUGUUGGUUUCCAGAAUCUAGUCAGCUGCAAAUCUGUUAAUCAUUAUAUGAUCCUUUCUUUUCUUUUCUUGUCUUUUUUUUCAUAUGGGCUUUGUUUAUACAUGACCUGGAGCCUUGUGAGCUCAUGUCUGUUGUGCUAUAUUUGCACUCAUUCCCGCAGGAAUUUACUUCAUUGUCUUGAACCCCUUUGCCCUAGAUUGGUAGGUAGUGAGGAAUAGGUUAUGCUGAAUCUGCAUUGGUGCUUCAGAUCACCAAUAAGUGACAUCCCCACACACAUUUGUCAUUAUAGGGAACUUAACAGGUGCAGAUCUAAGUGUAACCACAUAUACAAACCAGGAGGUCCCCGGUCUGUUCAAAAAGCUGAUUUAUAAAUAAAUUUCAUAAAAUAAUUGAGCUCGUGGUUGUUGUAGCUGAUAAGUGGGGUUAGAUCCCCUCCCGCUUCCCCCCAUCUACGUCAACCCCCUUAAACUAACCCUAUCACCACCAUCACCCUCACCCAACCCAAAACUUAAGCAAAAACCCCUAAAUAAAUGUCCUUCUGGGCUACCAGUUGGGUUAUUGUGAAACAUUACUGGUAGUCUCACUAUGACUACAGCAGCAUUUCUGUGGUGUUCACCUCUAACUUAGAAAGCUAGGAGUGAAAGUAGUCACCCUUUGAGAUCACACUGGAAAGUUGUGAAUGUCAUUUUGAGGGCUUCAUAUGGAAAAACACUUUAGAUAAUUUGGUGUUCUUGUGAAAAUGGCUGGUGUGCUUUAAAGCAUAAAAAAGUCUUUUUAACUGAAGGCUGAACGUUAUUUGGAGGGGAACAUCUGUUGCCACUCAGAUCAGAGCCAGUAGGUCAGCUAACGGUGCCACAUUAUGAAGUCUUGUUUUCAUAAUGUAUUUGCUAUCAUCAGCUUCUACUUAUUGUGUAGAGUCACAGAUCUUUUUAAUGCAAAACAUAAGAUUUACCACUCUGUGAGCCUGUGAUUCUGAAAAUCCCAGCCUUUUUGUCUAUGGGGUUUGGUCCACCAAAUGAUGUACAAAUAGUUCUAAAUACAUUUUGGGGAUACAUCUGUGUAUGUUAAGAUUCUGUAAUUCUGUUUGUGUCAUUUUCAUUUUGAGAGGGAAGGCACUUAAAAUUUCAACUAUUUAUAUUUUGAUUUAUUCUAAAUAAAAGUUUAAAACCUUCUGCAGUAGUUUGCUCCACUUGUGAAAUCGCAAGUUCAGUCAGCAUAAUAAUGUGUAUCUACGCUGUGCGGAUAGGACUCAUGCUGUCUGUCUUGUGAAAUAAUGUUUGGGCUCUUACUAAGAACAUCAGUAAAUACAUACUGGUGUAAUAGCUGCGACUUCUGAGGAACUCUCAACUCCCAUUAAUGAUCAUUGAAAUGAUUGAUACAAUUGUGAACUCCAUUCACAUUGGUAACUGGUAUUCCUGCCUGCCUGUGCAUUGCCUUAUUUUCUCUACCUUUGGCCAAAACCUCUACACAACUAGUACUUUGGGUCUGUUGAUCUUUGUGGAUGAUCUUAGGUCAAUAUAAGCAUGUAUUUUGUUUUAGAUGGAAACAUGAGUUAAGGAAUUGGCUCAGUUACAAUUAAUGUUGGUUUCUGUAUUCCAUUAUUAUAACAUACCUGUAACCAGUUUUGACAGUUCAAUAAAGGUAAAGGCUAUUUUGCUUUUUGCUUUUGUAUUGUAUCAAUCAGCAAAGUGGGUAGUGGGGGGGGGGAUUUCACUCUGCUCACAGUCAUAUAUUUUUGAUUAAUGUAUUGUCAGUUUGGAAAAUUAAACAUGUAUUUUAAUUUGUAUGGACGCCAUGUCUACAAACCCAGAAAAAUUCAGCCUUGACAAGAAAAGUUGGAGGGGUUUGCAAUUUUAGCUCUCCUUAAAAUCAGUAUAUAAUAGUGCUUUCAGAGAAGUAUUACUAUCUAAUAAUGGUAAAGACUAUGAUGAUAACGAUUUUGGACCCCUUAUCAAAUAACUUUGUCCAGAAGUCCCAUUUUAUGUACAGUGGCUGUGUAUUUUUGUAAAGUUUUAUAACUGUGCUUUCCAACUUAUCAUUUUCAGUAACCAAUUUCAUUUCUACAGUAGUCUAUCAAUAUGGGAAAGCAGUUUUUUUUUUUGGCUUGUUUUUUGUAUACAGGUACGGUGGCCACUAAGGGAACAGAUGAUAACAAAAGAUUCUGGAAUGAUCAAUGUUCUUUCAGUCAAUAUUAGAGUGUUGUACACUGAACAUUCGUAAGGGUAUAGAGAUUUCACUUGUGCUAAAAGGUGGCUUAGUUAGGUAUGAAAAAGUUAUAUUUAUUCUUUAAAAUAUCUGUGGCUUCAACCAGUAUGCUAAAUUGACUAGUUGUGGACAGCGUAUGGUGCAAACAGAGCAAAUGUGUAUUAUUUUUCUUUAUGUGUGAAAAGAUUGAGCAGUCAGAUAGUGUUUGUGCUGUGUGAAAGAGACAUUCAGUUGGCAAAACAUGCAAUUCAAGAUUGUAUAGCUGCCUUCAUGGUAAUUGUUUACCUCCAGAGCUGUAUAUUUUCGUUCAUUGAGAUUGUUAAUGUUUGAGUUUUGAAGUUUGAUCUUACCACUGGGUAUAUGUUACAUUCCAUGUUUUCCAGAUUGGAAAGAUGUGAUCCAGCCCAGGGCUGUAUUUUGUACCUGUGUCACGUAUCGAUCUAUUUGUUUACUAAAGUAAUUCAUGCAACACUAAGAUACUUGUCCUGCUACCAUGUCAUAUCCUGGUGAUGGGAAUUCAGUCACUACUCUUUUUUUAUCAUGUUAACAGUUGCAAAUAUUAAGAAAAUGACAUUCAUUGUUCAUUGGUGGGCUUAAGUUCAGUUCUCAAAAUAAAAAAGCAGCACUUAGGAAGUUGUAGUUUAUACCAUCUUUAUGAAGAUAAAAAGGUAAAAGAAAAUUUUUUUGUUAAGUAUAGUACUCUUACUUCUCCCAUCUCUUUUCAACAUUCUAAAAAUGGCUUUAGAAUACACUGGACUUUUUUUUAAAAAAAAACUUCACUUUGUCCUUCAGUGGGCGCGUGCACAUACAGCCUGACUAGCACAGUGACUGGGAAUUGCUUUUUACUCGCCAUUACUGAGGAAUCAAGGAGAGAAUGAAAUACGUGUAGAGUUAAAGAUGAAAACAAUGUGGGAAACAAUAAGGGAAAGCUAUAUCCACAGUGUCUCAACAAGGUUCAGUUGGAAAUAGGAGAACCUAGUUUUCUCAGUUAACAAGAAGGGAACCUUACUAAACAUAGGUAGUUUUUCUUUGUUUUGAGGUUUCUGAACAAAUUGACUAAAAGUUACAGUUUGAUGAGAAAUGGUUGUAAUGUUAUAUUUGCUGAAAAUGACACCAAAAGGAAUUUCUAGAUUUAUUGCUUAGGUUAGGCCUGGUUCGUUGUUGCGUAUUUAGGCUAUUGAAAAUUUUUGUUAUGCAGUUGAUAAUCCAGCUACUGUGAAGGGUUGAGUGUUAAAGUAACAGUUUUAAUUAUCAUCAGAAAAGACAAAAAAGUGACUUCAGGAUGUAUAAAAUUACAUUUGUUUAACUGUUGUAGCGUACUGUGUUUAAAUUUCUUAAAAAGAGGCAUUUCUUUAAAGAUUGUGGGUAUUUGCAAGGGGUGUCAUCUCUGCCAGACUUUUAAAGAACACCCACUGUCGUUUGUGAUGGAACAUCUUGUAUAUGCUUGACCAAGUCCUCUUCUUUUUUUUUUCUCCAUCUGUCUGUUUGCUGAUCAUGGUGUCUGGUCUUGGAUGCAUCGUGAAUUUUGAUUUAUUAAAGACUUUUGGGAAACAUUUUAUAAACACACCUGAGUAUCCAUAACAGGUAUACAGCUGACAAGUGACAGUCGAGUAAAAAAUCAGAUCCGAUAAUCAUUGUGAUUCUGUUUUCUGGGUUUGUAUUUUUUUAUUUUGAUCUCUUAACUUUGUGCUAUUGUGCAUUUUCUCAUGGAAAUGACUGCAGAUACCUGUGAUUAGUUGUGUAGAUGGGAAAAUGGAGGCAAGGAGUGGGAGAGGGGAUGGUUGUAAAAAGAAAUUUAAGACAAGAUUUGGCCACAAGACCUACGCUUGCAUAGUAAUGAUGGCGGUGGUUCCACCUACCCCUUCGUGUUUUUUUUUCUCCUUUUUGUACGGGAGGGAGUGCUACGUAAUGUAUAAAAUUUAUAGUUUUUGUCUUCCUCUGUGAUAAAUGAACGUUGGGGCAUGUCAAACGAGGUUAUUGAUUGAUUUUUUGUGGGGAGUUGCUGAUAUAGGAGUGUGUUCUGAUUUUGAAUGAAAUGGCUGCAGUUGCUGAAAUAAAAAGCCGUUUUGA